This is a messenger RNA of Paraglomus occultum, 169 nucleotides long. The record is from the annotation of a GenBank genome assembly. NCBI's taxonomy places the organism in Eukaryota, Fungi, Glomeromycota, Glomeromycetes, Paraglomerales, Paraglomeraceae.
AUUGCAGAUGGAUGAGAGUGAAGCAAACUUUCAUCCUGAAGGCAUGACAUCACAAGCAGAUGAGGCUGGGGAGGGCGACCAAGGACAAACUGGAUCUACAUUGCCAACCAAGAAACAAAAAAAGAGUGAAGAUAAUGUUGCUAAGAAAAAGAAAAAAACUUCAAAAUAG